AUGAUCCUGACCGACGUGCAAAACAUCGGGGUUGCGGAGUGUCAUACCAUGGCAAGCUCGGAUGAGCCACUCUUCCUUCGAUCCGAGUUUGGCGAUGAUCAUCUCAAAGAGCUGGUCUCAUUCUACGUCAGACCCAACGACCCAGACGAAUCUCUGUUUGAGUCUGCAUAUACUGAUUUCGUGGAGUAUGUGUCGUCCCUUUUCUGA
Molecule: messenger RNA, 207 nt
Organism: Penicillium riverlandense
Lineage: Eukaryota; Fungi; Ascomycota; Eurotiomycetes; Eurotiales; Aspergillaceae
Exons: 1
Coding region: 1-207 (68 amino acids)
Source: RefSeq, a predicted model, not a curated record